GUAAAAUUUUGACAUGUAGUGAAAAAUUUUUGGUCUUUUGAAUUUUACUAAGGAUUCAGAAAAAUGGCAAGUCGUAGAGCAGGUUACCACCUCGAAGCUAGAAUGAUUCGUAAACGUGAUCAAGAAGCCGAUCGUUUACAAACUUGGAACUCACAAUGUAAGUAUUACGAUCAAUAUACAAGAAGCAAUGAAAAAUUUCAAAGCUGGACUUCUCCUGAAAUGAAUGCUAAAUGUUUAAAAAAAUAUGAAGAAAUGGAAGAGCAGAAAAAGAAGUCAAGAGAAAUGGAAGAAGAGCGUAAUAAACGCGAUUUAUUACUAUUCGAACAAAAACAGAGGGAAGAAAUCGAAGCACAAGAAGAAGCAAGAAAACGAAAAGAACGUUUUUAUAGAAAUAAAGAAAUUCCAUUAGAUGUUUUACGUGAUAUAAAUCAAGAUUUGAAAGCUAAACAAGAAGCAGCACGACGUAUAGAAGCCGAAAAAAAAUUAUAUCAACAUUGGCGAAUAAAUAAUCCAUUCGUUAGAGAAACUGAAAUGAAUCAGAGACAGUCAAAUUUAAAAGUUGCUUGGUUAGACGCUCAAAUUGAAAAACAAAUGGCAAAAGAAAAGGAAGAAGAAGAAAUGAAAAGAUAUUUAAAAGAAAGAGAAAAACAAAUUAAAGAGGAAGAAGAGGCCGAAAAGAGGUAUGAAGAGACUUUAGCUGAAAAGAAAAAAGAUAUUUACGAAGUCAUACACAAGCAAAUGGAAGAAUUAAAAAAGAAAGAAGAAAUGACAGAGCUUCUUCGCGAAGAAGAAGCUGCGGAAAUUAGGAAAAAAAAUAUUUAUGAUGAAAUUGAAAGGCAGCGAGAAGAAAUGCAAAUGAAACGUUCGAGAUUAGAACAUGAUUUAUACAAUUUAAAUCAAUAUAGAUUAAAAUUAAGAAGGCGUGCUAAAAUUAUUGCAGAUGAUGUAGCCGAAGAAAAGAAGUUAUUAGAAGACGUUUUAAAAUUGCAAGAAAAUGACUCCAAAGCAGAAUAUUCCAAAAAACUUGAACUGAAACAAUCAUUACAAACAGCGAUUGAACGUUUAAAAGAACAACAAAAUUUAGAACUAAAAAGACAAGAGUUUAUGGGAAUGGUUUUUGAUUCAGAGGCAAAAGCAAUUUGGCAAAAACAGGAAAAUGUUUGGAAACAAGAACAGAAACAACGCGAUGACUUAUUUCGUGAUGUUUUAGAUACAAUUAAAAGACAAAUUGAUGAAAAUGUACAAAAUAAAAUAAAACAACAAAAGCAAUUAGUGGAAGAAAAGGAAAAUAUGUUGCGUCAAAUUGAAGAAGCAAAUAAUGAAUUACAAAGAGAGCGAGAAGAAAUUGAAAGAAAAAAGAGUGAACGCAAAAAAGAACUAGACGCAUGCAUUCAGAAUAAAGUAUUACAUGAAAAACAUGCGGAAUUAAAAGAACAAAUCGAAAGAGAAAGGCAAAUUGAAAAAUAUAAACAGGAAGAAGAAAGAUUACGAAAAGAAAUAGCUAGAAUUCAAUUAGAAACAAGUCCAGUAAAACCUGUUCAUUUUCCUAGACGUCGAAUUGUUUGGUAAUGUUCAAGUUGUCUAAGAAUUGUAAAUCAUGGAUGAAGAAUAAAUCUUUUUUGUUAGUUUCUUUUUAAAUUUUGUUUUUAAUUUUUUCUACAUAAAAAAGAUAUCUUUUGAUUG
Molecule: messenger RNA, 1683 nt
Organism: Chrysoperla carnea
Lineage: Eukaryota; Metazoa; Arthropoda; Insecta; Neuroptera; Chrysopidae
Product: trichoplein keratin filament-binding protein
Exons: 2
Coding region: 64-1569 (501 amino acids)
Biological process (GO): apoptotic process
Cellular component (GO): keratin filament
Source: RefSeq, a predicted model, not a curated record